AUGGCUAAUAUGAUCACGGAUAUCAACAGCGUCCAAGUCAACAUCUCUGCGGAAUCCGGAGACAUGGGUAUUCUCUCCAACCACGUUCCAAGCAUCGAACAAUUGAGACCCGGUCCCAUCGAGAUCAUUGAGGAGAAUGGACAGACCAAGAAGUUUUUUCUUGCUGGUGGCUUCGCUGUCGUUCAACCAAAUUCCACUCUCAGCAUUAACGCCGUUGAGGGUUUCCCUCUUGAAGAUUUCAGCUCAGAGGCUAUCAAGUCCCAAAUUGGUGAGGCUCAAAAGAUCGCCGCUGGCUCCGGAAGCGAACAAGAUAUUGCUGAAGCCAAGAUUGAAUUAGAGGUUCUCGAGAGCCUUCAGGCCGCUAUGAAAUAG
Molecule: messenger RNA, 372 nt
Organism: Ophidiomyces ophidiicola
Lineage: Eukaryota; Fungi; Ascomycota; Eurotiomycetes; Onygenales; Onygenaceae
Gene: ATP16
Product: delta subunit of the central stalk of mitochondrial F1F0 ATP synthase, atp16
Exons: 4
Coding region: 1-372 (123 amino acids)
Biological process (GO): proton motive force-driven ATP synthesis
Molecular function (GO): proton-transporting ATP synthase activity, rotational mechanism
Source: RefSeq, a predicted model, not a curated record